GCAGAACCUCCUCCAGACGGUUCUGUUAGUGUCUGAGCCGGAUCAGAACUUUUGAUGAUCUCUUUCCUUCCUCAGCUGUUGAAGCCGACCUGUUUGGGUUCGUUCUGCCAGAACCAACGAACAUCUGAACCUUCAGGAGGAGAAACCUGCCAGAGGAGGACCUCCAGAACCCGGGUCAGAGCUGUGAGGCCCCGACCCGACCCGGACCAGAGCCAUGUCCUCUGGCAAGAACAAGAACCAGACCUCCCUGGUCCUCCACAAGGUGAUCAUGGUGGGCAGCGGCGGCGUGGGGAAGUCGGCGCUAACCCUGCAGUUCAUGUACGAUGAGUUCGUGGAGGACUACGAGCCCACCAAGGCCGACAGCUACAGGAAGAAGGUGGUUCUGGACGGCGAGGACGUCCAGAUCGACAUCCUGGACACGGCGGGACAGGAGGACUACGCCGCCAUCAGGGACAACUACUUCCGCAGCGGCGAGGGAUUCCUGCUGGUCUUCUCCAUCACGGAACACGAGUCCUUCACCGCCACCUCAGAACUCAGGGAGCAGAUCCUGCGGGUGAAGGAGGAGGAGACCGUCCCGCUGCUCCUGGUCGGGAACAAGUCGGACCUGGAGGACAAGCGGCAGGUCAGCGUGGACGAGGCGGCGGGCAAAGUCGCCGAGUGGGGCGUCCAGUACGUGGAGACGUCGGCCAAGACCAGAGCCAACGUGGACAAGGUGUUCUUCGACCUCAUGAGGGAAGUCCGUAAGAAGAAGAUGUCUGAGAGCAAAGAUAAGAACGGGCCGAGCGGCGGCAGGAAGAAGAAGAAGUGCUGCGUUCUUUAGACCGCCCACACCUCUGGCUCCGCCCACUGGGAACCUCCCACCUAUUUAUCUCCUCCUCACAUUCCUGUCACUCUGAAACACUCGUCUCUACAUUGGGCUGCCCUGAACUUAUCUACAAUCACACUUCUACCCUCAACUGAACCAAUCUAGAAUCAUGGUUCUACCCUCAGCUGAACCAAUCUGAAAUCAUG
Cyprinodon tularosa is the source of this 1011-nucleotide messenger RNA. Its product is annotated as ras-related protein ralB-B-like. The transcript has 5 exons. Gene Ontology annotation, molecular function: GTPase activity; GTP binding; GDP binding. NCBI's taxonomy places the organism in Eukaryota, Metazoa, Chordata, Actinopteri, Cyprinodontiformes, Cyprinodontidae. The record is from RefSeq and is a predicted model, not a curated record. Gene Ontology annotation, biological process: Ras protein signal transduction. Bases 215 to 820 code for a protein of 201 amino acids. Gene Ontology annotation, cellular component: plasma membrane.